Molecule: messenger RNA, 1299 nt
Organism: Lodderomyces margitis
Lineage: Eukaryota; Fungi; Ascomycota; Pichiomycetes; Serinales; Debaryomycetaceae
Gene: NMT1
Product: glycylpeptide N-tetradecanoyltransferase
Exons: 1
Coding region: 1-1299 (432 amino acids)
Biological process (GO): N-terminal peptidyl-glycine N-myristoylation
Cellular component (GO): cytoplasm
Molecular function (GO): glycylpeptide N-tetradecanoyltransferase activity
Source: RefSeq, a predicted model, not a curated record
AUGUCGGACAAGAAGUCUAUUCAGGACCUUCUCAACAUGCUCACUGUUGGUGAGACCUUGUCUGCAUCACAGGAGAAAAAAAUGAAAGACUACCUCUUUUGGAAUAGCCAACCUGUCCCAAAAUUGGACGAGUCUAUUAAAGAGGAAGGUCCAAUUGAUCCACCCAAAACCCCAGCUGAUGUUUCGGAUAAGCCAAUGCCAUUGCUUGCUGAGUUCGAAUGGAGUACUGUUGAUAUUGAUGAUGAUAAACAAAUAAACGAGCUUUAUGACUUGUUAUAUGAGAAUUACGUCGAAGAUACGGAUGCUACAUUUCGAUUCAAGUAUAGUCGUGAGUUUUUCAAGUGGGCAUUAAAACCACCAGGUUGGAAAAAGGAAUGGUAUGCUGGAGUUCGUGUAAAGUCGAGCAAUAGAUUAAUUGCCUUCAUCGCGGCAACUCCUGUGACAGUUAAGUUGAACAAGUCAAACAAGUCCAUGGGCAGUGUUGAAAUAAACUUCUUGUGUAUACACAAAAAGUUGAGGAAUAAAAGACUUGCUCCAAUAUUAAUUAAGGAGAUCACGAGAAGAGUGAAUAAGGAAAACAUUUGGCAAGCUUUAUACACUGGGGGUGCCAUUUUGCCCACUCCACUUGCCACUUGCCGUUACCAGCAUCGACCUCUCAACUGGCCGAAACUACACGACGUCGGAUUCAGCCACUUGCCAGCAGAUAAAACAAAGGCUAGUAUGAUAGCUCACUACGCAUUACCCAAUGCUACGCAAUUGCCGGGCUUGAGGAAAAUGACUGAUGCUGAUGUACCCGAUACCUUAAAGUUGUUGAAUGAUUACCAAAAAAGAUUUGAUAUUGUGCAAGAGUUCACCGAGGAGGAGUUCAGUCAUUGGAUGUUGGGCCAAUCAGACGUUAUCAAGGCAUAUGUGGUGGAAAAGGAAGGAAAGAUUACCGAUUUUUUUUCGUAUUAUCUACUUCCAUUCACCGUUUUAGAGAAUAAAAUGCACGAUGAGUUGGGCGUAGCCUAUUUAUUUUACUAUGCUACCGAUACCAAAGAGGGCUAUAAGGCUAGGUUAACAGACUUGAUGAACGACGCGUUGAUUACGGCCAAGCUGUUCCAGGCUGAUGUUUUCAAUUGCCUCACUUGUCAAGAUAACACGUUUUUUUUAAAAGGAUGCAAAUUUGGCAGUGGAGAUGGCUUUUUGAAUUACUACUUGUUCAAUUAUAGGACUUUCCCAAUGAACGGUGGUAUUGACAAGGAGUCAAAACAGGUUGCAGAGGACCAAACAAGUGGUAUUGGAGUUAUUCUUUUGUAG